AGUUGAUGAUAAAUUUGGUUUAUUAUUUGAGUGGGUUUAGUUAUUUAAGAGAAGUUAGUAGGCCCUGACGUGAUUUGUGACUUUCAGUGCUGGUUCUAGUUUGUGUUUUCGGAUAAUUGGUGACCUGAGGCACAGGUGAAAAGAUUCCGGUGAAAAUGCUCGCAAACGAUGUUAAACCCACAUCCGGAAAAGAGGUUCUCUGUAAAGUGUGCGGGGAUAGAGCCUCGGGAAAACAUUACGGAGUACCGUCCUGUGAUGGAUGCCGUGGUUUUUUUAAACGCAGUAUUCGAAGGAACCUGCAAUAUGUUUGCAAGGAGGGUGGCAAAUGUAUGAUUGAUGUUAUGCGACGGAAUCAGUGUCAAGCAUGCCGAUUCUCGAAGUGUUUGCUGGUGAAUAUGAGACGUGAAGCCGUACAGCACGAAAGAGCGCCACGAUCUUCAGCACCACCGCCCUGUAACUUGGUUAGCAUACCCUUCGAUUUUUACACUCCACAGAAAGCACUGCCUGUAAGACCAGCAAAUAUUUUACUUCCUUUGCCAACCUUGAUGCCAGUGGAUCUUGUAUAUAAACCUAUUGACAGUCAGUUCACCACAGGCUAUUGUGGUUUCCAACGGGAGCUAAAUAUUCUAAACCCGGCAUUUGACAAACAACAAUCUUCACUAGGAAUGGAAAAUAAUAAUACCAUAAACCUCAGUAAAACCAACGACAGUUUCGACCGAGUUAACCCACUGAAAGGCGUCUCAUCGCUGCAGACAGAAGACGGAAAUUGUAAGGAACUCAUAUUUGAGUCUGCAGCAAAACUGCUAUACUUCGCCGUUAAAUGGGCGAGAUCCAUUCCCCACUACAAUCAUUUGCCACAUCGUGAUCAAUCAGUUCUUCUGGAAAAUUCUUGGGCAGAGUUAUUUUUGGUGAUGGCUUCUCAAUGGGGUUUACCGCUCGAAAGUAAUCUAACAAUAUCCAAGGAGUUGGACAAUAUCCGCCAUGUUCUUCAACAAUUUCGCCAUUUGAAAAUCGAUGUGGCUGAAGCAUCAUGCCUUAUGGCGUUAAUCCUUUUCAAAGCGAUUCCUUCAUUGAGCACAACAAGUAUUGAAUACAUUUCCCUGGUUAAAGAUCAAAGUAUAGCAUAUCUGGCCGACAAAUGUGGUGCAUUUCGUUUAGGACAUUUACUUUUGCUUCUGCCACAAGUGAAAAAUGCAGCGAUCCCGAAAUUUAUACAGGACACUUUUUUCAAAGGAACGGUGGGAGAAGUAGCAAUAGAAAGACUUUUGGGUGAUUUGAUGUAGAUAAAACGUGUCCUUCGUAUGAGUGGCUUUUUCUUACAUUUGAUUGUCGACAAAUAUUUGUAUUAUAUUCCUUAGGUUUACGUAAUCUCUAACUAUAAAGUGUAUAAAUAGUCACAAGCAAACAAAAUAUAAAUGAUCUAAACAGUUCCAAUGAUGUUCUUUCUUGACAGCAAAAAGCGUCGAAUCAACGCAGAUUAAUGAAUAAAAAAAUUAGCGAUGACUUUCACAAAAAGUGUCACACCAUCGGACAGUCGCAUUAUUCUAUUAAUGAAUCUUUAUUAUUUCUUUUCCAUUUAUUUUAUUUAUUACCUUAAAUAUUUAUUUAACUGAUUAUCAGCUCGAAUAACCCUGACACUGUGGAACGGAGAUUAGUUUGAAUGAUUCCUUCGUUAUCACGCUCAAAUUUCGACGCAAAUCAACGUGCUUACAAUCAGUAGAUCAAUUUGCCACAUCUCAAUUUAGCGUUAGAUUAGUUGACCUUAUACAGUUGAUUUGUUAUCUCAAUUUUGUAAAAUAUUCCCUGGAAAGUCCA
Hermetia illucens (black soldier fly) is the source of this 1815-nucleotide messenger RNA. RefSeq names its product nuclear receptor subfamily 2 group E member 1-like. The transcript has 6 exons. The record is from RefSeq and is a predicted model, not a curated record. Gene Ontology annotation, biological process: anatomical structure development; regulation of transcription by RNA polymerase II; cell differentiation. NCBI's taxonomy places the organism in Eukaryota, Metazoa, Arthropoda, Insecta, Diptera, Stratiomyidae. The coding region runs from base 156 to 1283 and encodes 375 amino acids. Gene Ontology annotation, molecular function: zinc ion binding; RNA polymerase II cis-regulatory region sequence-specific DNA binding; nuclear receptor activity.